CUUGACUCUCGCACUGUGCGACCGCCAUCUCCUGCCCGACUUCCCGUACACACGGGCGUCUAGUUCAUUCUCUGCCGCCGUACAUUUAUAUACCCGACCAUCACAACUUGACACCGCGCAAGUGUGGCAUCGUCGCUUUCGCGAUACGCCGCCUUGGUGUCAUUUUGGUUUGAUGCGUUUGAGAGCGCGCACCGCAUCUUUGCUCUCUGCCCGGCCAUCUUGGCUAUCCGUCGUGCACAUAGUGUGCAACUCUGGCGAUACCUCCUCUCUCCUUGAGGGCAAAACUGCAGAUCAUAUCAGGGAGGUUUUCGAUAGGGUCGAACGGCGCUUGUUUUCUGACGACGCGGGGCUGUGGCAACAAUAUCGAACGCGUUAUUAUGCAACGUGGGUGCUUCAUCCCCACAACCUGCUAGUACGGCGAUGGAACCUAAAUUGUUGUCACGAUUAGCGCAAACGUGGCAUGUACGUGGUAUUCGGCAUGCGGGACAUAUUUGGGUAGAAUACAAGCGACGUGUCUGUGCUAAUCCUCCCUUCCACGUUACACAUCCCUCGCUUGAUAGUUAUGCGUAUCUUUUGCCCGAUAAUUUGUGAGCUUGGCUUUGAUUCUUUAUGUGCUUAGUUUGUAGCUGAGCUUAUGUGAGUAGCCAAAUAAAACAUUCAUAUUCAUAUU
Messenger RNA from Suillus subaureus, 670 nucleotides. RefSeq lists its product as uncharacterized. The record is from RefSeq and is a predicted model, not a curated record. The annotation marks the transcript as partial. The transcript is spliced from 2 exons. NCBI's taxonomy places the organism in Eukaryota, Fungi, Basidiomycota, Agaricomycetes, Boletales, Suillaceae.